Photinus pyralis (common eastern firefly) is the source of this 896-nucleotide messenger RNA. Its product is annotated as platelet-activating factor acetylhydrolase IB subunit beta-like. Lineage: Eukaryota; Metazoa; Arthropoda; Insecta; Coleoptera; Lampyridae. The record is from RefSeq and is a predicted model, not a curated record. The transcript has 5 exons. Bases 82 to 810 code for a protein of 242 amino acids.
CCAUCUGUGGGGCAGUCAUCGAAUUGACAAAUAAUAUUGACGUUUCGCUUAAUUUCAUAACCUCACAGACGCGAACGGUUCAUGACCGGAACGCAAAACGGCGCCCAAACGAUGGUGAGCGAAUUCCAGGGGAUGAGUUUAAAGUCUGCGAACAUCUGCACAGUCCCCCAGAGGAAGCACGAUAUAUUCGGCGACAACAGAUGGGAAACUAUGCACGAGCGUUACGUGUCCGAGGCGCGCAACUCCGAGGCGGACGUCGUCUUCGUCGGCGAUUCCAUCGUGCAACAGCUGCAGCUGACGACGCUCUGGAACGAGAAGAUCAAUCCGUUGCACUGCCUCAACUUCGGAAUUGGAGGCGAUAGGGUCGAGAACGUCCUGUGGAGGCUGCUGAAUGGAGAGCUCGAGUUCGCCUGUACGCCGAAGGUGGUGGUGCUCUUCGUCGGCACUAACAACACCGACUGCACCGCCCAGCAGGUGUACGAGGGGAUUUGUCACUUAAUCGACGUCAUCUCCACCAAAUUGGGGGAUGUUAAAAUAGUACUUCCGACUCUUCUUCCGAGAGGACAGCAUCCGAGCGCCAACCGCGAGCGUAACAUGCUGGUGAACGAGCUGUGUAUGAACAAUUUCGAUUCGGUGUCCGUUAAUCCCAACGUGCACGUCGUCCCCAUCCACGAGGACAUCGUCCAGGGUGACGGAACAAUAUCCCAUCACCUAAUGCACGACUAUUUGCACUUAACCGACGAGGGGUAUAGUAAAGUGUUUGGCCCCGUGUAUGAGAAACUGGCCGCCUUAAUGAGCAACACAAUCUAGUUAAUUUUGUGCCCUUGGCAUUUGAGGACGUUUCCGGAAAUAUUAAAUGUUUCUAGUUUUUGUACUAAAUAAAGUAACAGAUGUCA